AUGAAGUCGUCAUACAUUUUAGGCGCUGUUCUUGCCGCCGCCUCGGCCAAUGCCUCUUUCUUGGACCCUAUCAGAGACUUCUUCAGUCCUAACCAGGAGGUUAUCCAGAUUGUCGGUGAAGCUGAACAAUUCAGCAAUGUUUUCUCUCAAGAAGUAUCUGAGAUGGGCACUCAAGGGCUUGAUAUUUUGAAGGUCUGGGAGAAGAUGACCAACGAGAUGGGCAGAGAUGCUGUUGAGAGAGCCAAGGAGGCUUACGAGACUGCUAAGAACCUUAAGCAGAGUAACUUGAAGAACAAGAAGACUCACGAUGCUGCUGGAUUUGAGGUGCAGAGCGACCCAAAACACCCGGGUUACGCUUUGAGAGCUAAAAAGACCAACCCUGAGCUCUUGGGCUUGGACUCUGUGGACCAGUAUACUGGUUACUUGGAUGUGGAGGAGCUUAAGAAGCACUUCUUUUACUGGUUUUUCGAGUCCAGAAACGACCCUAAAAACGAUCCAGUGAUCUUGUGGUUGAACGGUGGACCUGGCUGUUCAUCGGCCACAGGCUUGUUCUUCGAGUUGGGUCCUUCUUCUAUUAACGCUACAUUGCAGCCAACCUUUAACCCUUACUCCUGGAACAACAACGCUUCUGUCAUUUUCUUGGACCAGCCUGUGGGUGUGGGCUACUCUUACACUGAAGGUGAAGAUAUCGGUUCUACCGCUGCUGCCGCUAAGGAUGUCUACAUCUUUUUGGAGCUUUUCUUCCAGAAGUUCCCUCAGUUCGUCAAGAACGACUUCCAUAUCUCUGGUGAGUCGUAUGCUGGUCACUAUAUUCCUGCUUUCGCUACUGAGAUUCUUAACAACGCUGACCGUUCGUUUAACUUGACCUCCGUGUUGAUUGGUAACGGUAUUACUGACCCAUUGAUCCAGUACAAGUACUAUAGACCAAUGAUGUGCGGUGAGGGUGGCUACAAGCCUGUUUUAACUACCGAUAAGUGUGAACAAAUGGACAGACAAUACCCGGGCUGUGCCGCUUUGACCCAGGCCUGUUACGCCUUCCAGAGCGCUUUCACUUGUGUUCCAGCUGGCGUUUACUGCCUGAGAAUCAUGCAACCUUACCAGGAGACCGGCUUGAACCCUUAUGACAUUCGUAAAAAGUGUGAAAGCGGUGGAAUCUGUUACGUCGAAAUGGACUACGUUGAAGAGUACUUGAACCUUGACUUUGUUAGGGAUGCCAUUGGAGCCGAGACCGAGAGUUUCGUUGGCUGUGACCCAUCUGUGAUGCAGAACUUCAUCCUCACCGGCGACCACCAGAAGCCAUUCCAGCAGCACGUUGCUGAGUUGUUGGAGCAGGACAUUCCUGUGUUGUUGUACGAGGGUGACAAGGACGUUAUUUGCAACUGGUUGGGUAACCAGGCCUGGUCCAAUGCCUUGGAAUACUCCAAGCACGACUUGUUUGAGGCCCAGCCUUUGCGCCCAUGGCGCACCAGAGAUGGUGAGUUGGCUGGUGAAGUCAAAAACUACGACAAGUUUACUUUUGUUCGUGUUUACGACGCCGGCCAUAUGGUUCCUUUUGACCAACCAGCUAAUGCCUUGGACUUGGUCAACAGAUGGAUCCAGGGUGAUUACUCUUACGGAAAGUAA
Messenger RNA from Candidozyma haemuli, 1623 nucleotides. RefSeq names its product S10 family peptidase. Gene Ontology annotation, biological process: proteolysis. Gene Ontology annotation, molecular function: serine-type carboxypeptidase activity. The transcript has a single exon. Lineage: Eukaryota; Fungi; Ascomycota; Pichiomycetes; Serinales; Metschnikowiaceae. The record is from RefSeq and is a predicted model, not a curated record. Gene Ontology annotation, cellular component: fungal-type vacuole. The coding region runs from base 1 to 1623 and encodes 540 amino acids.